Molecule: messenger RNA, 1041 nt
Organism: Aspergillus bombycis
Lineage: Eukaryota; Fungi; Ascomycota; Eurotiomycetes; Eurotiales; Aspergillaceae
Product: putative cAMP receptor-like protein
Exons: 3
Coding region: 1-1041 (346 amino acids)
Biological process (GO): adenylate cyclase-activating G protein-coupled receptor signaling pathway; cell surface receptor signaling pathway
Cellular component (GO): plasma membrane
Molecular function (GO): G protein-coupled receptor activity
Source: RefSeq, a predicted model, not a curated record
AUGUCUCUGUCGGAACAACAACUAUACGCCAUCUCAGUAACCGAACGGGUUUGCUCGGCCGUCUCUCUAACCGGCACCACCGUCAUUGUCGUCUCCUUCCUUAGCUCGAGUGCUUUUCGCAAGCCCAUCAACCGCCUGGUGUUUUAUGCUUCUUGGGGCAAUCUGAUGACCAAUAUCGCAACCGUCAUUUCUCAAUCAGGCAUUCACAUGGGGCUCGGUAGUCCCCUAUGUCAGUUCCAAGCCUUCCUGAUCCAAUGGUUCAUGCCCGCCGAUGCCCUAUGGACUUUCGCCAUGGCCUGUAAUGUUUACUUAACGUUCUUUUACAAAUACAACUCCGAGCAACUGCGACGGCUAGAGUGGAAAUAUCUCCUCUUCUGCUACGGACUACCUCUCAUCCCCUCUGUCGCGUACUUCUUCAUCAAGACCAAGGCCCGGGGCAAGGUCUACGGCUAUGCGGUGCUCUGGUGUUGGGUUUCGCAGACCUGGGACUGGCUACGGAUCGCGGCCUUCUACGGCCCAGUCUGGUUCUUUAUUGUUUUGACGUUGGCGAUCUACAUCCGCACUGGUGGUGUCAUCUGGGAACGACGACGCCAGCUGCGGCAGCUUGACAACCUCGACUCGGCAGAUUCCUAUCCCAGGUAUGAAGGCGAGCCGACCGCAGAACAUUAUGAGGGUUUUGAGAUGCGCGAUACCGAACGCCCCCUCGAGUCUACCUACACUAGGGCAACAACGGAAAUCCGCGUAACGAGUGAAAUUACACGCUCCCAACAAGGGAAUAAUCACCCAACUGUCGAAGAACUGUGUAACCCUGUAUCCCCAUUCUACAACCCGUACUCUGUCACCAUCGAGGGCGGCUUCGUGAGCAGACACUCCAGCGGCCUCCCGUUGAAAGCAAUGAAACAUUCUCAUUCGGAGUCAUGGUCCCGCCGCCGCGCAAUGUCCGACACAAGUACGGCGGCUUGGGCGUAUACAAAGUACGCGAUGCUCUUCUUCAUUGCCUUAAUUGUCACCUGGGUUCGUAAUUACUAUGGUCAACUCUAG